This is a messenger RNA of Cucumis sativus (cucumber), 1613 nucleotides long. Its product is annotated as lactosylceramide 4-alpha-galactosyltransferase. The transcript is spliced from 2 exons. NCBI's taxonomy places the organism in Eukaryota, Viridiplantae, Streptophyta, Magnoliopsida, Cucurbitales, Cucurbitaceae. Bases 282 to 1382 code for a protein of 366 amino acids. The record is from RefSeq and is a predicted model, not a curated record.
UCACAACUUUCUUUUUGGUUUCCUCACAAGCACAUGCACAUUCCCCAACCAAUUCUCCUUUUCCUUUUUUUAUAAAAUAACUCUCCCAUUUGUAUUUCUUAUUUAUUUCACCAUUAACAAAUACUCUCCAACUUUCUUGUGUUUCUAAACACUCAAACACUCACUCACUCACUCCCAUUUCUCCUCUUCCAUUUGUCAGUGCCUUUCACUUUCUUCAAACCAAAUCUCUGAACUUUUCUUCUUCUUUCUUCUUUCUUCAUCUUCUUCUUCCUCCAUUUCCAAUGAUUGGUAAUUUCAACCCUCUCAAGGAAUUUACUUUCCAUUUUCUCUCAUCCCUUCCCACUUCUUUUCUUUCUCUUCUCCUUCUCUUCCUCUUGGCUUACAACGGCCUUCAUGUUUUCUCUAUUUCCCCACCCUCACCGGAGAAGACAAUUCCUCAUCCCGCUCCUUUCUCGCCCCAAAAACGACCCACUGCCGAUUCCACUUCAACCCAUCUUCUGUUUUCCAUUCAUGAAAACCAUCCACCACCGGUCUUAAAAUCAAAUACCUCUGUUUUUCAUCAUCCCCACCUCAAAUCCCGGCCCGCAAAGAGAGUCGGGAAGCAUAAGCGCCGCCUGCGAAGUCUCCGGUCGGAAUUGAAAGAAAGCGACUUUUCAGCGAGGAUUGAAGAGUUUUUCGCAGCGAAUUCCUCAAAAGGAAAGCAAAUUCUUAGCCCAUUUUCGGAAAUGGGAUUCUCCUUGCUGGCAAUAUCGCCGGAUUUCGAUGUCAUUUUCAAAAACACGGAAGCAGAGCUAUGGUUCAAUCAACUCCAACAAGGAAUUGUAAAAGCUGGUGAAAUUUCUUUGGGUCAAAAUCUCUCAAAUUUACUCCGAUUAACUCUGUUAUAUAAAUUCGGAGGCAUUUACAUCGACACCGACGUGAUAAUCCUACAGAACUUCACAAAUCUUCGAAACGCAAUUGGGGCUCAAACCAUGGAUUUGAAAACAGGAAAUUGGAGCAGAUUGAACAACGCAGUGAUGAUAUUCGACAAGAAUCAUCCACUUCUACUUCAAUUUAUCAAAGAAUUUGCCACAACAUUCGACGGAAAUAAAUGGGGACACAACGGACCUUAUUUAGUAUCGAGAGUAAUAUCAAGAUUGAAUCAAAAUAGUGAGUUUAACUUGACUAUUCUUCCUCCAUCGGCGUUUUACCCGGUUGUUUGGAACAGAAUCAAAACUUUUUUUCAAGGUCCAAAAGAUGGAGUUCACCUGAAAUGGAUAAUUGCAAAAUUGAGACACAUUCAAACAAAAAGUUUGGCUCUACAUUUGUGGAACAACCAUAGUCGAAAGCUUCAAGUUGAGAAGGGAAGCAUCGUUGAUAUUAUAGUAAAUAUGAAAUUAUGAAAGUAUACUAUAGAAUUCAAAAGCUUUUAAGUUCAAUUGUGUGAAAUUUGUUUAUGAUAUUAUACAACAAAUUUUAAUAUAAGUCUGAAAGUGGAAUUAAAAUUGAAAGCGAAUUCUCAUCGGCCAAUCAAUGGAGGCCACCCACUACUAUGGUUGUGUAUUUAUAACUUAUAAGCCUAUGGGUUGUGUUCUUAUUAAUUACAAUAUUAUCUUCCAACUUUAUUUCCGAAA